AUGGACCCCGCAACUAUCAAGAAGGAGAACGUCAAGCUCAUAGUCAGCGACGUGGACGGAACGCUACUGGACUCCGCCCACGAGGUUCCUGCAAAAACGCGCAAUGCAAUCCUGGCCAUCCGCAAGUCGCACCCAGAUCUGCCGUUCAUAAUAGCCACCGGCAAGCCCUUCGCCGCCACUUUGGAUAUCCGCCGCGACCUCAACCUGACUCCUUUCCACUGCAUCCAUACAAAUGGAUGCCUGAUCUACGGGCCAAACGACGCGAACGACGGGACAACCCUUGACUGGGCCGAAAACCUGGAAACGGAUUUCGUUAGGCGAGUUGUCCGUGAGAAUCGGAAGAGGCAGAUAGGGACAUUCGUUUAUGUUACGGAUGAGGUGUUUGAGGUCGUGCUUGAUGCGAGAGGCCGGGUGGGCGGGCCUGCGAGGGAGGAUGGCAAGGGCUGGUUAGAGAUUUUGAGAGCGUUUGGGGAGGACGUCAAGGUGCCGCCCGAGGGCUUUUUGGAGAGGUUGGAGAGCGGGGAUGUGAAAGUGCAGAAAAUGGUCCUUUGUGUCAACGACCCAGAAGUUCCAGCUUUCCGCCAGCAUCUCGUUACAGAUUACCCUGCAACAUCAUUCCACCUCACGCAAGCCCUAACCUUUGCCCUCGAGCUGCUACCGCUGAAAGCAUCCAAACAAGCCGCUCUGCAACACAUAUGCGAUGAACUCGGCAUAACCGUGGACAAUGUGCUGGCAUUUGGAGAUGGAGAGAAUGAUGCUGGGAUGUUGGGGACUGUCAAGUACGGCGUUGUCAUGCCCAAUGGCAUGGAAGGAGCGAAGAAAGCAGCGGCGUAUGUGGCACCCGUGACCAACGAUGAGGCGGCUGUAGGAGUGGUUCUGGACUCAAUUUUUGGACAGUAG
Messenger RNA from Fimicolochytrium jonesii, 900 nucleotides. RefSeq names its product HAD-like domain-containing protein. Lineage: Eukaryota; Fungi; Chytridiomycota; Chytridiomycetes; Spizellomycetales; Powellomycetaceae. Gene Ontology annotation, cellular component: cytosol. The coding region runs from base 1 to 900 and encodes 299 amino acids. The transcript is spliced from 4 exons. Gene Ontology annotation, molecular function: phosphatase activity; magnesium ion binding. The record is from RefSeq and is a predicted model, not a curated record.